AACUCCGGCGAGUGCCCGGCUCUAGUGGCGGUGUGUCCAGUGUACUGGGAGUGUUAGUGUCAUGUGGCUAGGUUCAUGUAAUAUGGACAUCGAAGCUCCAUUCCCGAGAUAAACGAGACUAGGUACAUGGGGCCCUGGCCACAAAUGAAAGAUGUUCGCGAGAGGACAAGAAUACUACUCGCAUUCGCCACAUUACCUAUCUAUCAUAUGAAAUCGCUGUGGCUUAUAAUGAACUGUUGUCAUUCUGAGUGCGGAAUGAAUUUGGAUCAAUAUCUUUCAAAAGUGAGAUAGAGGCAUAGCUAGCAGAGAAGAUCCAGAUAUCAAUUUCUUGGACUCCAAAAUCACCUACCAGUAUGCUCAUCCAAGCUCGCCUUGUUUAUGCUUUGGCAACUGUGGGACACGUACGGGCAAUUCAAUACCUUGGCCGGGUCAAUCCCAACACUAAAGAACUGACUUGGCCUGGCACAGGUGUAUCUUUCACCUUUUCUGGAACGACAGCAACCAUUAGCAUCAGUGCUAGCGGUGCAAACAGUGCCGACCUCAUCGUAGACGGAGCCAUAACAACAAUACUGAACGUGGCAGGGACUUCUAUAUCCACAGCGAAGCUUCCCCGAGGAAACCACACAGUCGAGCUCCGUCGAAGAUCAGAGACUCAAUACGGCACCAUAACCAUAGGCAACAUCACCACAGACGGGACGUUCAACGCCGACGUGCUCCCAAAACGCAAGAUCGAAAUCGUCGGCGACUCCAUCAGUGUCGGCUACGGCCUCGAUGGCGUGAACCCCUGCACAAACACCGCUGCAGUCGAAGACAACCCAAAGACAUUCGGUGCGCUCACAGCUAAAGCGCUCAAUGCAUCAUACAGCGUCGUCGCAUGGAGCGGCAAGGGGCUCACGCGUAACUACAUCACGGUCGAUCCAGACACAAGCCCUAUCAUGCCUCAGUACUGGACUCGCUACGGCGCGAAUGACGCAGAUAACAGCUAUACCUUUCCAUCAUCCGCGACACCCGAUGUCGUCGUGAUUAAUCUGGGCACCAACGACUUCAGCUACAUUGCAUAUGACUCUGCAGGGCAGCCGUAUAAUGCGCGUGCACUCCUGAAUGCAACGGUUUUUGCGUCGGCAAUGGUAUCUUUCGUACAGACAGUUCAGAAGAAGUACGUGAAGGCGCAUGUUUUCCUGAUGACGAGUCCGAUGCUCAGUGAUGGCUAUCCGAGCGCCGCAGAGGCACAGAAAAGUACACAGAGGAAUGCUCUUGCGGCUGCUACUGCACGGCUAGGGGGUGAGAAGGUCCAUCUAGUCGAGUGGGCUACGCAGGGCGCAGAUGUAGGGUGUGAUUAUCAUCCCAAUGCGGCUACACAUGCGGCGGGGGCAAUGGUGUUGUUACAGGCUGUGAAAGGCGUCAUGGGGUGGUAAUAAGGCACCAUGAACUGUAUAUAUGAGUGGACCCCGAUACGUGGGAUCGAAGACUUGAGUAUUGAGGGUAGUAUAGCAAAAGGACUCAUACGUCUCCUGUGUCUCCAAAUAGGACAAAGCGCAAGUCAUUGCACAUCUAGUGACCGAGACUUGCACCUCUAACCUCGCUCAGCUUAGUUGUGUACAAAAC
Molecule: messenger RNA, 1605 nt
Organism: Pseudovirgaria hyperparasitica
Lineage: Eukaryota; Fungi; Ascomycota; Dothideomycetes; Acrospermales; Acrospermaceae
Product: lipolytic protein-like protein G-D-S-L family
Exons: 1
Coding region: 354-1415 (353 amino acids)
Molecular function (GO): carboxylic ester hydrolase activity
Source: RefSeq, a predicted model, not a curated record